UGUAAUUUUGAGAGAAGUUUUUGUCUGACAUGGUUUAAGAUUGGAUUCACUUUUGGACCUUUUACCACUUGAAGUCAACUCCUCCCCCUAUAUAUAUAUAGCAAUGGACAAAGAACAACAAAAUUACUCUGCAGGUCUCCCUGCCAGUUUUACAACCUUAGAUUACACUCUAGAUCAUCAGCAUCAACAGCAACAGCAGCAGCAGCAGUUCAUUAAACCGCGUUUCGAAGAAAAUUCGGGUAACAGCAACACAGGAAUGGUGGAUUACAUGUUGAACAAUCCUCCUCCUCAACAAUCAUCACCAGGUUUCUGCAGUGUUUCUUCUCUAGACAGAUUAAGCUUCGCCGACGUGAUGCAAUUCGCCGAUUUCGGACCUAAGUUGGGCUUAAAUCAGACCAAGAUCUCAGAUGGAGAGAAUGGAAUUGAUGACCCAGUUUACUUCCUCAAGUUUCCAGUUUUGAGUGACAAAUUGGAGGACCAUAGUCUCAUGUUUCAAGGUGGUAGUAUGGAAAGUAUGGCAAAAGUGGCUGAAGAAGAAGAGGAAAGGGAGGAAGAAGAAGGAGGUCAGGUUUCUGAGAACACAUCAUCGGUGCCGCGGCUUCGAAUUCUUGGAGGAAGCCUUCAGAAAAACCCUAGUGGUGAAGCAACCAAAAACAAGCGAAAGCGGCCGAGGAGUAUCAAGACAAGUGAAGAGGUUGAGAGCCAAAGGAUGACUCAUAUUGCAGUUGAACGCAAUCGAAGGAAGCAGAUGAAUGAGCACUUGAGAGUCUUGAGGUCUCUCAUGCCGGGUUCUUAUGUUCAAAGGGGAGAUCAAGCAUCAAUUAUUGGUGGUGCAAUUGAGUUUGUGAGAGAAUUAGAGCAACUACUUCAAUGUUUAGAGUCUCAGAAGAGGAGAAGACUCUAUGGGGGCAAUGGUGAGGCUCCAAGACCUAUUAUAGAAGAAUCUCCUCUACCAAUUCCACAGCCUCAACAACCACAAUUCUUUCCUUCUAUCCCUCUUCCUAAUGAUCAAAUCAAGCUUACAGACUUCGAUACCGGAGUACUCCGCGAGGAAACAUCAGAAAAUAAAUCUUUCUUAGCUGAUGUUGAAGUUAAGCUUUUAGGUUUUGAUGCCAUGAUUAAGAUCCUUUCUCAAAGAAGACCAGGACAGCUUCUUAAGACGAUAGCGGCUCUCGAAGAUCUACAACUUAGUAUUCUUCACACCAAUAUCACUACCAUUGAACAAACAGUUCUGUAUUCCUUUAAUGUCAAGGUUUCAAGCGAAUCGAGGUUUACAGCAGAUGAUAUUUCGAAUUCGGUUCAACAAAUAUUCAGUUUCAUCCAUGCAAGCAGCACCAACAAUACCAUAUGA
Telopea speciosissima is the source of this 1351-nucleotide messenger RNA. RefSeq names its product transcription factor FAMA. Gene Ontology annotation, biological process: guard cell differentiation; positive regulation of DNA-templated transcription; stomatal complex development. Gene Ontology annotation, cellular component: nucleus. The record is from RefSeq and is a predicted model, not a curated record. The coding region runs from base 104 to 1351 and encodes 415 amino acids. Gene Ontology annotation, molecular function: protein dimerization activity; DNA-binding transcription factor activity. The transcript is spliced from 4 exons. Lineage: Eukaryota; Viridiplantae; Streptophyta; Magnoliopsida; Proteales; Proteaceae.